Molecule: messenger RNA, 4500 nt
Organism: Polyodon spathula (Mississippi paddlefish)
Lineage: Eukaryota; Metazoa; Chordata; Actinopteri; Acipenseriformes; Polyodontidae
Product: inositol 1,4,5-trisphosphate receptor-interacting protein-like
Exons: 2
Coding region: 445-2043 (532 amino acids)
Cellular component (GO): membrane
Source: RefSeq, a predicted model, not a curated record
AAAAAGUGGUGGCGCUUUAGCGCGUUUAUGCAAUAGCUGUUUGUUCAUACAGGCAGCAACGACAACGAUAACACACAAAGCUACAAUUUAGCCGGGAGGUUUAGAAGCUGUACGUCUUCACGUUCAUCUCGAAACAGCGAACGACCUUAAGGAAAAGUCCCAAGAGGUCCCGGUUAAAUCUAGCCAAUUUAGCGCUGAACUACUGAGAUGAAGGAAAAAGUUUCUCAACAUAGCGCGGCCAGGAAAUGAGUAAAAGCAGCCUUCAGACUCAAAUAAGGAAGAGAGUAAAAUGCGGAACGGGCUCCUGGCUCAUUGAAACUCUGCGCAGUUCGGGCUGACUUGUUUGGUUUUUUUUCUUUCUUUUUUUUCAGCUUCAAGCGGUGUCAUCUCUGGAAUAUAUUUCAGAUUUGGAUUCUACUAGAAGCAAACAAAAAAAACAAGGCCAUGCAGGGAGGGAUCUUCCGGGUGUGUGUGGUGAUGGCGGCAGCCCUCUUCUUUCAGAAGGAAAACACCACCCUUCCUGAGCAGGAGGAUGACAUAAUCCAUCGGAUGAAGGAGCACCAAGAGAAACUCCAAUCCGAGAUGAUCCGUCUGGAACAAGAGGAUUUCAAGCAGGAUGUGGAGGUCCCGAAGGCAGUGGAGGAGGAGGGCAACCAAGGCUGGGACUUGUGGAGCGCUCUGUCCUUGAUCAUCUUCCUGAUGAUUGAGAUAUGGAGGCAGGACUUCCAAGAUGGUUCUGCUCAGGAAUCCAAUUCAGAGGAAGAGGACUAUCUGGUCAUUCAGAAUAUCUCUCAGAAAACCACACUCCCAGACAAAGUGGUCCUGGCAAGCUUCCAUGAUAACUGCAUCCGUAUCUCUGGCAAUGAAUUCUGGAGGAUGCGGGAGUUUGUGGAAGGUUUUGCAGAUGACCUUUUGGAAGCUUUGAGGAGCGUGUGCAACAGGGAUGCUGAUAUGGAAGUGGAGGACUGCAUUGGAGUUGGGAGCAUGUAUGAGAACUGGAGGGUGAGCAAGCCUCUGCUCUGUGAUCUAAUUGUUCCCUUUGCUCCGCCGGAGCCGUAUCGUUUCAAGUUUCAGCUCUGGUGCUGCUCAGGAAAUGACAUUCCUCCAGACAGACAGGGAUGCGGGAGGAUCAAAGUUGUAAAAGCCAGCGAAGAUGAUUCUGGUUGCCUGUGUGGCAAGAGCAACCUGGGGGAGGACAUGCUGUGCCUCCUCCAUGGCAAGAACGAGACGCCCAGGGCUAACGACACCAUGGAGGACCUGCUGUGCUCCAGGAAUACACCCUACUUAGCCAAAGACCAAGUCAUGAAGUGGUUCCAGAUCUCCAUAACUAAAGCCUGGAAUCGAAUCUCUCACAAGUACGAUUUUGAGCUCACGUUCCGCAACCUUGAUGUGCCAGGAGCUCUGAAGGUGAAAUUCAGGUCGGGGAAGGUCAUUAUCUUCAACAUCACUCCAGUGGUGCAGUUUGAAGACACCGAUGCCUAUUUUGUGUCGAGUUUCAACAGCAGCAGCCUUCCAGAUGUCUAUUGGUCACUCUCCUUUGCUGUCUAUGAGAAGAAUUUGCUUAAAUCGUUGGCCAAGAAGCUGCCAGACAAUCCCUGCCACCUCAGCUGCCUUCAAAUCGUCUGUUUCCUGCACCGGAAACAGUCCAGUCUGACUGGAAAGAGCGGUCUCACCAACUAUCACUUGAAAACAGCACUGCUGCACUUGCUGCUGAGCAAGGCCCCUUCAGAGUGGCGUCCAGAGCACCUGGAGAAAAGGCUGCGUGACAUCUUUCGAUUCCUGGAGAAAAGCCUCCUGGAGAAGAAGCUCUACCACGCUUUAAUUGGUAACAAACAAGUUUCGAAGGCUUUCCUCAUUCCAGCACAAUUCCGAGCUUCGGAACCACUCAACUUGUUCCGACCACUUGUGCUACAGGGGGACCUGUAUGCCAAGACAGUGGAAUCCUUUCACGAAAUGCUCAGAAAUGCACCUGUCCUGAUACAAGAGUAUACCCCACACAUUCCAAAUGGGCAUGUUCCUGCGCCACAGAACACACGUGCAUGAACUGCAGUGUUUCAAUGCAUCUGUUUUGAAUGACCUUGUAUGGAGCAUGAUUUUAACAAAAAAAACAGUCAAGGAGAAAUCUCAAGUGUGUGUGUGUGUGUGUGUGUGUGUGUGUUUAUUUAUUUGGUCUGCUGAUUGCUGUUUAUAAAUAUUAGUUUUGCUAUGGAAAAAUAAGUGAUUCAGGAAAGAUUUUUUAAAAUAUUUACUACCAUUUUUCAGAUGGGGUUCUGGAGUGAGAACAGAGUCUGUAUGUGAUGGAACCACUUCUCAUAGCUGAAACAUGACUCGUUGAAUUAUGUUAGUGUUAAAAGACUGUGUCUGCCAUCUAAAUAAUGCUACAGAAAGACCCCAUAGAAGGAUAUUCUGCACUGCUGCUUUAAGUGUUUCAACACAGUGUUUUACUAGCUUUUGUCUGAAAUUAUCCCGAAUUGUCCAGUUAGCUGGUGUUUCAGGUCUCAUGCCAGAGCUUUUUUCAGGUUAAGAACUUACAGUAAGCUGUGGUUCUGUGCUUAGUGAUUGGGUGUAAGAACAGAGAUCCGCUUUGUUUGCUGUGAUUGUGUCAGUGCUCGACCAUAACAGGAAGCUCUGGUUGGGCUGCCAACUCCCCAGAAACAAGAGAGGGAAUGGUUUUAUUAUUUUUUAUUGACAGAAUUUGAAGUUGGGGGAAAAAAGGCACUGUGUACAUUUUUUUUUACAUAUGUAUAGGCCAGUACUACAAUAUUAAAUUAUUUCGUUAUUGUAAAUAUAUGCAAAUGAUAUUUUCUAGUGAGAGUGUAAAGGUAAUAUUGAGAAAUCAGUAAAAUGCCAUUUUUUAUUGCCUAUUUUAAUGGACUAUUCCCUGAAAUGUUAGGGAAGAUAAAGUUAACUACAGUAUUGUAAUAUUUCAAGGCACACAUAGUGCCAUGACGAAUUUACUAAUAAUAAUUUAAAACGUGCUUCGUACUUUUGCAUAUUUACUGCUUGGGACUUGAUAUUUCUAAGACUGUUAAAAGCCAGUACAGUACUAAGACUUGUAUCAAACAUGGCAAGGUCACUUCAGAGGUCUGCUGCUCAUUCUUUGCAUCAGGUAUGCACUUGGAACCAAGAUUCUUAUUAUCCGUUGAACCACCUGUAGAGCAAACUAGUAUCUAGAAGACAUAUUCAGAAGCAAAAUCUUCACAGUUACAGCCCAUUAAACAAGAGACGAAAAACUGGAUUGACCAGUAAAACAAAUGUGGAGAGAACUAAAAAAAACAAAUUAGAUGCAAUGGGAAAAAAAAAAAAAGACUUCUAGAAUUAGAGUCCAACAAUAACUGUGUGGGCGGUGUGUGUAAAGGCAUUCUAGCCUGUCCCUUACAAAUGAACAACUGUUUGCAGCUGUUACACUGUUUGUGAUGUCAUUAUAAUUAUAUUCAUUAUGUAAUAGUGCAAAAAUCUAAUUGUGACAGUGAACUGUACUGUUUAUUGAAACAUGAAAUAAAAAAUAGCAGAAAUCGUGUAUCCCUUGCACUUUUCAGACAGGUUUUGCUCAUAGUGUUGAGCAGAUUGAAAUUGUUCUGUUAUCCUGAUCCACUAGAUCAGAGUAGACGUGCCCACACCUACACUGUGAGAUAGUGAAAGUAUCAGAAUGCUUAGUUUCUGUGCACUGAGACUGAAAUGACAUUACAGACCAGUAAAAAAAAAAAAAAAAAAAAAAAGAAGAAAUUAUAUUACCUACAGUAUUUAGAACUUUAACCAGACUGCCACCCAGGCCAGGACUCUUUCAUGUAGCCCUGUGUCUAUAAAUGUCAGGACCUGGCAUUUUAGUUGUAGGUGUGCGUGCUAGUACAAGGGGGAUUUCACAGGUGGGAUGAUGGAUAACGCUCCUGCCUAACGCUUUACCAGAGAGCAGUGCCAGAGCUUGACACGACAGCCAACAGCAGCACUUGCGUCUCCACGUAGAACCCUUAUAGGGCUCAGGGAAGCCCCCUGCUUAGCACACUGUCUCCGUUGUUUAAAAAUACAGUGCAGGAGGGUUUCAUCAGGCAUAUCUGUGAAUGAACGGGCCACGGAUUCAGAGUGGAAUUGUUCAGAGAGUAACCUUUACUUAGUCAAGCUCCUGCAGCAGCUUGCACUGACUGCUCCCCUCUUUCAGUCUGCUCUGCCGUUCUCUUAGCAGUUUUGUGUUGCUAGUCAAACCCAUCUCAGUAUGUGUGUGUGUCUCCUGGUACCUUAAUACAGUUCACUGUCGUAUGUUUCAUUGGAAUGGUUUCUAAAUGAUAUGGAGGUUUAAUAUGCAGCAAGCAAUGGAAUUUUUAAUGCUCAGUAAAAUAUAGAUCAAAUAUGGAUCAAAUGUUAAGCAGCCGUGCCAGUAUCGUCAGUUACAGCACUGUCUUCAUAUCUUACGCUACAGAGAGAAUAGGAAUAACGGUGAUCCUGUCAAAUAAAUCGAAAAUGAUUGUUGAUUGUUGUGUCAAUGAACACACAUUUUAAUCAAAA